UCUCAGCCUCUGAGGUUGCCUCUUGUGUGCCAUCAGUCUUCAGUCCCCACAAGUAUAUAUAAACAAGGCCAAACACACACGCACCAUAAUUAUUUUCAGUAAUAAGACACUGGGCUCUCUACCACAACACCAUGACUAAGAGUCUUUGAAAUGGGACACUAACAAGCUAACAACACUUCCACAAGGGCUGCCUUCUGCAUGCUGUAUGCUAGACACAAAGUUGAUUUGAUCUUGGUGACAGGUGUUUACAUUUGUGUAUUUGUGUGGGUGCGUUAGGGGUGUGUUCAGGGGGUGGGGAGGGUUAAAGGACUCCGGGCCAAGGUAUAUGUAAGAUGCAAAAUUGGUGGUUUUCAACCACUGUAGAGGUGCAUACGGCACAGCAGCAACACAGAAAAGCUUAAGGGGAAAUCCAAGUCUUUUUUCGACUUUCUUUGUGUUUAGGGGAGACAAAACUAGAAAUUGGUGGUAGACAGAGAAGAACAAUAAACAGAAGGUACCUGACUGCACAAAGUCACCUUUUGUGGAAGUUCGUCUAACAACAUUUUUCUGCUUCGGUCCAUCUGAGAAGCAGGAUGUCUGACCUGCCUACUUUCCCCUGUAUGUCCUUCCUGUUGCUUUGCAUUUUGGGUAUGACCUUAGUGACAUCUGGCUUCCCUCAGCCUCGACUACAUCUCAGGAGUACUGAAAUUUCAGAGAAACCUAAAGGAGAUGAGUGGGACCUGCUCUUCCCCUCCAACUCUCUCCGUGAUUGGACCAUUGAAAUGAUGUCAGCACCCAUUCUGAGAGCAGCAGCCAAUAGCAAGGAAGGACUGAUGAGAGAGACAUGGUUCUUUGCCCCAGAGAAGCAAGACGCAAGCAUAGAUAGGGUGUGGCCUGCUGAAUGGUCAUCUCAGGGAGCCGGGAUGGUGAAGAGGAACAUGGUGGUGGCUGAUGAUACAGCCUUCAGAGAGAAGAGCAAGCUCCUUACCUCCAUGGAGAGACAGAAGUGGCUCAACUCUUACAUGCAGAAACUACUAGUGGUUAAUUCUUCUUGAUAACUCAGUCUUUACAGCCCUUCUACAAGAAAACUAAACCACUUUCUGAACUCUACACUGGCAAAAAGCCCUUUAAAAGGGUUCGCUGUGUCUCUGGAUGAUUGCUUAGUCAGUCAACUUAGACAUUGAGAUAGGGUCCUUAAACCUGUGUAUUAGUAGUGUUUAGGUCUAGCCUCUGGAAUCUGUUUCUGUUUCUUGAAGCACUUUCACUAUUUUAUUCCAAUACUCCUCUAAACUGCAAGCUGAUUAAGUUAUUGGUUUCCCAAAAGAUUGCUAAAUGAACAAUCCAGAAUGUUUUUAUGUUGAACAUAC
Molecule: messenger RNA, 1346 nt
Organism: Monopterus albus (swamp eel)
Lineage: Eukaryota; Metazoa; Chordata; Actinopteri; Synbranchiformes; Synbranchidae
Gene: pth2
Product: parathyroid hormone 2
Exons: 4
Coding region: 573-1034 (153 amino acids)
Biological process (GO): neuropeptide signaling pathway
Cellular component (GO): extracellular region
Source: RefSeq, a predicted model, not a curated record